GGUAAGUAGUUGUAAGGGACCACUAUCUGUCAAAAUUUGAUUGAUUUAUGACCCCCUUUGACAGGGGGCGGGACUAUCAAUCAAAAGGUGUACAAUCUGUCCAGUUUCUGGACUGUCGUAUAUCAAGGGCUUUAGACAGCGAGUAUCCUGUGCGUGUUUUACGAUGUGUCAAUCAGCUCGUUGUUAUUCCUGUGUGUGUGUUUUAUGUCAAGCCUAUGCUGUCAUGUUUAUUGCUGUCAAAAAAUAAAGUUUAUAGUUUUAGACUGCGUAGUUUCACAAGCGGUCCAGUGCUGUCAGCGAUCUCUCUCUCUCUCUCUCGCCCCCACUGCGCGUCUCGCCCCAGCGCGUCUCACAGCGGUGUGUGUUGUUGAAUCUAAAGUUUUGCAACAUCAAAAGUUUAUUUAAACGCAAUCACGAAUCAUAUAUAUAUUUUAGAUGUACCUGGUUAAGCUUAAAGCCGAUAUUUUCUAUCGAAGUAUUAGUUUUCUGAUCAGACACAAAGUUUCUGAUGCUGAUAUUAUAUCAGUGUGUGAUUGUGUGGGGGUCGUGUGAUGUAAUCUUUGAAAGUUUUAUGACCGAACCUUUAUUGGGGAGCGACAAGAGAUCUCCUGGAUCAGUUUGGCUGGGUCAGAGUUGGUAUACUCAUGUCUAUUGGUACGUAUGUGUUUCGCUGUGUUCGUUCCAGAAUUUUGUCUGAUUAUUUAAAAAACUAAAAAUUCGAUCUCUGGUGUUGCAGCGAAAUUGUCUAAACAGUUAUUAACUAUUCCUGGUAAAUCGCGGAGAAGAGUGGAAUGAACAAAAAAGUCAGACCGAGACUAGAAACCCCCGCAGCGUAACAAGGAAAUCUUGGAACAAAGAGACGCCGAGUGGCUCGUGCCGACCGUUUGGAUAUCAGAGGCAAAGUUUGGAUAUCGUUGCAAAAUAUAUAGCGGAUCUCCACGUUUAGGAUACAGACCACAACGCUUUGGACGUGUCUUUAAAAAAGAGAAAAAUCAGAGACUUUAUGGACUUGACUUCGAACACUUUAAACAUUUUGUGACAUAUUGGAUUUAAAACAUUUCGGAUACUGGAUACCUGUGUUGAUUUGUCCACAGAGCUGGUCGCUUUUUAAAAUCACAUGGGUAAGUGACUAUUAUAAAUUGUUUUGCUGUUGUUUUAAACUUAUGUUCUUAAUACCUAUUUGUUUUAUUUUUCAUCGUUUAUAUAAUCCGUUUUUAUACUCAUUUGUAGAGUUUUUUCGCUGUUUUAUAUAUUGUUUGUUUUUGAUAUUUUAUACUCGUUAUAUUUUUUGGUUUAGUUUUAUUGUGUUUACAUUGUUUGAUUAUUUGAAUAUUUUGGGGUUUCACAGUGUUUCCGAAUAUUGUGGUAAAAUGGCCCAAAAACGUUAUUCCGACUCUGGUUGUGACCAGGCGAAUAAAAUUAUAAGGCGCGAUCAAUCCACGUUUGAUAUAUUUGAUUAUGAAUUGGGAAUGCAAAUACUGAUAGAAACUGUCAGAGCCAUGAAUGGAAAUCAAAGUAAUGUAGACGGAUUCGCAGAGGUGUUAAGCAUGGUCGAUCCCCGUUCACAGCCCCCUCCAGAGCCGAGUAUGGUCUUAGAUCCUGAUGUUUUAAAUACGCAUCAGGUUUUUGAGAUUCCAGAAGAUGGUUUUAUAAAUCAACAGAUUGAACCUGGAACUUCAGAUACUGCUUUUAUCAAUAAUCAAAUUGAACCACAGGUUCCAGGUUCUGAUCUAAACGAUCAGCAGGUUCUCGAUGGGGCAUCCGAGAAUUUACAUGUUCAACACGGUGGUGAGGGGUCGGACGACCCCCAUCAUAAUUCUGAAAUGGCUGAUAUGGGUCUAACCCCCGACGAUGUUGAGAGGCUUGUGAGAGACGGAGGUGAAUUUAAUGGCUACACCAUCGUUCCUCGUACAAGAUUUAACAGUCUGGAAAUACUUAGGAAUAUAAAUCUGAGGGCAAUAGCUUCUACAGAUAUGGCAUCCUACGUUCUAUUUCUGGAUGGCGUUCUAAACGAUAUAGUCUCAAUAUCUAGAAUAUUUGCGGGCGAUGGGGGAGUAAUACAUGUAUUAUUAAGUGGAGAAACUUUAACAUCCGACGUAAAUGCGUUGCUUACCGCCGCCAACGAUUAUAGCGUCUCCGCGUUCACAGAUCAGCUUGAAAAUAUCAUGCAGAGCAACGCAGACGUGUGCGUUGAUGACAAUCUAAUGUUAAAGGUGUCUAUUGUCAGAAGCAAAAACGGCGGCGCUCGCAGAAAAUUCCGUGAUCUAGCACACAACGAGGUUAUAAAAAGAAAUAGAAUGAAUCUUUUUUCCCCCGCUAAUAUGUCUGACAAGCUAUGCUUUGCACUUUGUCUGGCACACUUUUUGAAUCCCCAAAAAACAGACCCAGAAUUAGUGCCCAUAGCCGCUGCCAUUCAAAAGGCCGCUGGAUUUUCAAUCCAAGACAUGAUACGGUUUAAUGACGUCGCUUUGUUUGAGAGAUUGUUAAAUAUCAAAAUUGUAGUUUUUCACAGAUCAAGUACGGGUGCUUUGGAAAAGUACAUGACAAAAAAUAAGCCCCACUACAAGACGGUGUUUCUCUAUCUGUCCGAUAGUCAUUACUUCAUGAUAAAAAAUUUGAGGGCCUUUAUUGGGUGCAAGUACGUCUGCGACUAUUGCUACAAUGGUUUUUCUAAUAAAAGGAAUCAUAGAUGCAUUUACGCAUGUGACAUAUGCAAUGCCCCUGACUGCUACAAACACCCCGCGAAGACGAUACACUGCGGUGAUUGUUUGAGGUACUGCAAAUCAGAAUAUUGUUAUGAAAUGCAUAAAAUACCUCCAUUGAGUCACCAGUUUGCCCAGUGCGACGUGACCAAAUACUGUCCAACAUGUAAUCGAUGCUAUUACAUUAGCGGUGACAAGCCAAAGGCACACAAAUGCAUGCCGGAGAAGUGCCUGCAUUGUGGCGUAGAGUUGAUACCCGAUGGGCAUCAUCAGUGCUUUAUUCAGCCCUUAAGGCUUGAGACCCCCAGUGAGAAAUACAUCUUCUAUGAUUUUGAGACGCGUUACGAGGGUGGUAAGCAUGUUGCAAAUUUUGUAUGCGCCAUCACUUUUGCGGGUGAAGAAUUCACAGCAGAGGGACCCGACUGCGUCGCACAACUCGUACAAAGAUUCAGACACCCUAGGUACACCGAUUACACAUGGAUAGCCCACAACGCUUCCGGUUUUGACAAUUUUAUUCUUUUGGAAUAUUUCACAAAAGUGGGGCUCACUCUUAAAAUCACGAUGCAAGGGUGUCGUCUGAUAUUAAUGUAUGACGAAAGCUACAAGCAAAGAUUUCUCGAUAGUUUCUCAUUUCUCCCAAUGCGUCUAGCCAAGACUGCAUCUGCCAUGAAUCUGACCUGUGCAGAGAAGGGGUAUUUUCCACAUCACUUUAACCGGGUGGAGAAUGAAAACUACAUAGGUCCAUAUCCGGACAAAAAAAUGUACGGAUAUGACACAAUGUCAGAGAAGGAGAGGGAACAGUUUGAUGAAUGGUACAAGACCGUAGAGGGUGAAGUCUUUGACUUUAAAAAAGAGCUGGCUCUUUACGGCAAGAACGAUGUUGUUUUGUUGAGAGAGGCAUGCAUGAAAUAUCGUGAUGAGUUUAUACAAUGCACAGCACUUGACCCCUUCAGAUACACAACUCUGGCAUCGUGCUGCAUGGCAGUGUACAAGACCCAUUAUCUGGAGAGAGACACACUAGCGUUGACGCACAACGGCGCCUACCUGACUAAAAACAAAGCCUAUUCAAACGCCUCCAUCGAAUGGCUUGAAUAUGUCAGCCAUUCGCGUGGGGUCGAUGUCCAGCACGCGUUAAAUCGUGGCGAGAUGUCGUUCGGAUCCUACCAUCUGGACGGUUAUUACGUCAAUAACGGCCAAAAUCAAAACCAAAAUCAUAUUCAUAACAAUAAUAAUGAAAGACACGCUCUGGAAUUCCUUGGUUGUAUGUGGCACAGUCACUCUUGCAAAUUUAAAGAAUAUGACAUUCAUCCUGUGACAAAAUUGACGCACGCUGUACACAGAAGACAGCAUGAGGCCAAAAUGGAGGUUUUGGAGAAGGCGUAUGGGUUGAAUGUCGAGGUGAUGUGGGAGUGUGAAUGGAACGCUGCUAAGCGGACUGAUCCUGACGUAAUCGCCUUUAUGGCCACUUACACGCACCCCGAGAGACUGAAACCCCGCGACGCUCUAUUUGGCGGUCGUACUAACGCGUACAAACUCUAUCAUAAAGCCGCUGAAGGUGAGAAAAUCAGAUAUGUUGAUUUUACAAGUCUGUAUCCCUUCUGUCAGGCCAAGAAGUGUUACCCGAUAGGACAUCCCCAGAUAAUUUUAAAGGAUUUUGAACCCCUUGAAAAUUAUUACGGGCUUAUCAAAGCAUCAGUGCUACCCCCAAGAAAACUGUUGCACCCCGUGCUCCCAUACAGGGCCAAUAAUAAACUGAAUUUCCCUCUCUGCGCAACCUGCUGUGAGGAGCAGAAUCAGUCUACCCCCUGCGAUCAACCGCGGUCAAGCCAGCCGUGGUUUGAAAAAACACGGUCAAGCCAGCCGCGAUUCAGAUUUUGA
Messenger RNA from Misgurnus anguillicaudatus (oriental weatherfish), 4580 nucleotides. RefSeq lists its product as uncharacterized. Gene Ontology annotation, molecular function: DNA-directed DNA polymerase activity; DNA binding; nucleotide binding. NCBI's taxonomy places the organism in Eukaryota, Metazoa, Chordata, Actinopteri, Cypriniformes, Cobitidae. The record is from RefSeq and is a predicted model, not a curated record. Gene Ontology annotation, biological process: DNA replication.